AGCUCCUAUCUGACCUCAAGAGACCACGAACUAGUCGGAUAUCUCAGGCACACAUCCAGACCUGGUUGGACUAUUCCCAAAGCAGAGCAUGAAAUCUUGCCCUGACGGCUCUUAUCUCAGAGUCAUAAGACGUCACAUCCAUCUGCAUUCCUGCUUUUAUGGAUUCCAACGCAGCUUCAUGAUGUCGCCACAGGAGGAAAUCAGGACACGUCGUAUCAAAGCAACAAGGCGACCUCUCAUAGCUCGGCCAUGUUGACCAGUGAGGGGGCGCACGCCAUGGAGCAGGACGACGCGCACCACCGGGCCAAGAUGGCCUCCGCCGCCACCACCACCAUCCCGGGGGCCGACAUGGAGAUGGAGGAGGAGGCGGACAUGACGCGGUGGGCGGAGGCGGAGUUCGAGGAGAAGUGCCUGUACGUCGUCAAGGACACGCCGUGGAAGGCGGAGUCGGACACGGCGACCAGGGCCGAGGCGUCGCUGCCCCGGAACCUCGCCUUCAAACACCCGGCCGACAGCAAGGAGGUGGUCGGCGUGUGCAGCAGGGAGUACAUCCCCAAAGGAACCCGCUUCGGCCCCCUGGUGGGGGAGAUCUACACGGCCGACAGCGUUCCCAAGGACGCCAACCGCAAGUACUUCUGGAGGAUCUACGAGGGCCCGGACUUCCACCACUUCGUGGACGGCCUGGACGAGACCCGCUCCAACUGGAUGCGCUACGUCAACCCGGCCCACUCGGCCGCCGAGCAGAACCUGGCGGCGUGUCAGAACGGCGCCGAGGUCUUCUUCUACACGGUGAGGCCCGUCCCCGCCGGCGCCGAGCUGCUGGUGUGGUACUGCCACGACUUCGCCCGCCGGCUCCACUACCCGCCGUCCGGAGAGCUGAUGAUGCAGAAACUCAAGCAGUCCCUCCUGGAGGUCAAGCAGCAGCAGGUGACCGACGAGGAGCGUUUGGUGGUGGCCUCCAGCCCCUCCCCCGCCGCGCCGGCCCCCACGCCGCCGCCCAGGAGGGAGCACAGCGUCCUCUCCAUUCUCCGCGGCACCACCUCCUCCUCCUCCUCCACCUCCUCCCCCUCCUCCACCCGCUCGUCCGCGAAGAGGGAGCCCAGCCGACCGCUCCCGACCCGCCCGCGCUGCGCCGACAGCCCCGAGCGCCCCGUGUACCCCCGCGCCCUCUACCCGCCCCUCCGGCCUCACCCCCACGUCCCCGAGGACUUCCUCCACAAACCCGUCCAGCUCGGUUACCCCGCAACCCGUUCCCCCGGCAACCAGUCCUCCACCACCCCCAGCCCGUCGGCAAGGAGCAGCCCGGACAGCAGCCCCCAGGGGAGCCCCUCGGCCUCUUUCUACCCCGCCGGACUGGGUUCUUACCCCGGUUACUCCCCGCCACCUGCCCCCCUCUCCUCCUCCUUCUACCCUCCGGGCGCCCCUUACUCGCGCUACCUCCUUCCCCAUCACUACCCUCUCCCCGGCGGGGGCGUCCCCGCCGUGGGAGGGAUCUUUCCCAGGAUGUACCCCCUGUACAGCAGCCUCCUGCCCCCCCACGUGCCCCUCCUGCACUCCGACACGGCCGGCAGGCGCUUCCUGAUGCCCGACCACGUCCACCCGGCCUCCAUCUCUGCCCACAGAGACUUCCUCCUCCCCCGCCCCACCAGUGCCUUCCAGACGGCCACCUCCCUCAAGGACAAGGCGGCGCCUCACCGCCCUUACCCGGCGCACCCUCCCCCGCACAGACCCGCCCCCCACCACGCCCCCACCAGCGGCUCCCCGACGGCGGGCGCCGCGCCGCCCAACGAGCGGGUGCCCACCAAGCCCACCUCGGCCCUGCUGGGCAACAGCGGCGGCGAGCAUUGCUCCGACGACGAGGCCGUCAACCUGAGCAAGGCGAAGCGCGGCCCGGGCUCGGCGGGCUACAAGGCGCUGCCGUACCCGCUGAAGAAGCAGAACGGAAAGAUCAAGUACGAGUGCAACGUGUGCAGCAAGACCUUCGGCCAGCUGUCGAACCUGAAGGUUCACCUUCGAGUCCACAGCGGAGAGAGACCCUUCAAAUGUCAGACCUGUAACAAAGGCUUCACGCAGCUGGCUCACCUGCAGAAACACUUCCUGGUCCACACUGGGGAGAAACCACACGAGUGCCAGGUGUGUCACAAGCGCUUCAGCAGCACCAGCAACCUGAAGACCCACCUGCGCCUCCACUCGGGGGAGAAGCCCUACCACUGCAAACUCUGCCCGGCCAAGUUCACCCAGUUCGUCCACCUCAAGCUGCACAAGCGGCUCCACUCCCGCGAGCGCCCGCACAAGUGCCCCCACUGCCACCGCCACUACAUCCACCUGUGCAGCCUGCGGCUCCACCUGAAGGGCUACUGCCCGGCCGCCGCCUCCGGCCAGACCGCCUCGGAGGAGCUGCAGCGCGCCAACGAGGAGAUCGAGCGCUUUGACGUCAGCGAGCACGCCGAGCAGCUGGAGCAGCUGCAGGGGGGCGCGGAGGUGGAGGCCGUGCUGGAGAAGCAGGUGUUGGGUUUGCUCUGGCGGGAGCCCGACCUCAAGGCCUCCCGCUUCCACGGCCACCACAAGGGCGGCGCCAGCGACCUCGCGCCGGCGGGUUACGGCGCGUACAAGUCCCCGAGCGAGACGUCGGUCAUCAAGAUGCGGCGCGGCGCCGGCGUCCUGCCGCUUCCCGCCAACGUCACCGUCAAGCAGGAGUCGGAUGAUCACGCGUGAUCGGCGCUCUCCGGACCCGAGGGGCUGAGAGUUUUCGAAGAGUUGCGUGACUCGCGCCACAGACGGGGGUUGCCGGUAGCAACGGCUGUAAAUAAGUAAUUCUCUGCCCGGUUGUCAUGAGGAGUGACGUCAUGACUGCACCAGGUUUUCAACCUAUCAGGGACUCGCGUACUCAGGGCUCAGGAGACACUGUCCCGUGACUACUUAGCGGUUUAUUUCCUACAGACAAUCAUCUACCAGGACUUACCUUUGAUGUAAUUAAUGUAAUGCUAUUAUCAUCAUUGUUGCUGUAUUACUUGGUCUCUAUUUUCACAUGUCGGUUUAAUUUUUUUUGAUCAAUUAGUUGUUAUAUAACCUCCUUAAUUUAUUACACUUUUUAUUUGUCGUCUUGAAAAGCAAUAAUUGGAAGGGAUGGUCCCACUGACGGGCUGAAAUCAAUGUAAGAGGCUAUUUUCUGUUUUGUUUUCUCUGUAGAUAAAACUCUCUCUAUGCCCGCAUCCGUCAGUCCUGCGACCUCUGACCUUUUGAACGAGGGCUGUCAACUCUUUCAGGGGGGUUUUCUAUUAAAAUAAAGAAAACCCACAUAGCAGAAAAGUUUGGAAUAACUUGCCAAAGUGUGGCACAUAAAUUUGUUAUUUUAGCAAGAAGAGCUUUGUUUGAUCCGUGCUUGAUGGCUUCCCAAAUGUCUCUGUCCUUUUCUGAUGCCUGAACUUAAUUUAAUUUGACACAAAAAAGGGCAUUUUUUUGUGUGUAUAUUUUUCACAACGGUUACCUCAGUGUGCAUGUGACGAUGCGCGUGUGCGUGUGCGUGUGCGUGUGUGUGUGUGUGUGUGUUUUAAAGGGACGGCUAAAGGUGGGAGCUUUCUAUUUAUUUGCGUUUUGCUACUUGAAGAAGAAGAAGAAGAAACCAAAACUGAACUCUGGAGUGCAGCUCUCCACGUGGUCCAAACGGAGCGGCCCGCUCAAACAUGUAGCAAAUACUGGACCCCCCCCCCCCCCUUUCACUUCUUUUGUGUUUCUAUUUCUACACAAUACUGUCGACGCCCAACGGGGAGGUGAACGUCCUCCGGCUUGGGGAUUCACACUAGACGCUAGUUACCAAAGUUCACGUGGCUUUAACUUUCACACCAAAAAGAAGAAGAGAACCAAGAAGGGGGGGGGGGGGGGACUCGAGGAUCUAAAUGCUGAAGAAGGGAAGAUGUACUGUGCGUGUGUGUAAAUGAUGAAGUGUUUUAUUUCACUCUUUUUUUUUGAUGUUCUGUUUGUUAAUAUUUUUCGGUUGGGAAGCAGUGGCCCCCCUUCUUCAACCCCACCCGUCCGCCAUCUUGUUGAACUGGCAAACACCAAAGCACCUCGGCCUUCUUCUUUUUUUAUGCACUGCCCCCCCCCCCCCCCCUUUAUAACUUGACACUGUGUACAAUAUGGCAGAAAGCGGUCAUGGCCCUCCUCCGGUCCCUCAUCUUCUCUCACUAAUGUUCGACCAAAGCGUCUCCUCCUCUGAUCACAGCUUUAACCCCAGAGGAGAAUUCCCCUAAAGGACUGUCUCUGUUUACAUGCUGGUUUACAUUGUUAUUUAUGUGCAAAAAAUGUUUUAAAAAAGGUGUAAAUUAUGAUAUAAAUGUUCACUGCUCGAA
This is a messenger RNA of Pungitius pungitius (ninespine stickleback), 4349 nucleotides long. It is a transcript of the gene prdm1a, whose product is annotated as PR domain containing 1a, with ZNF domain. Gene Ontology annotation, cellular component: nucleus; cytoplasm. The record is from RefSeq and is a predicted model, not a curated record. Gene Ontology annotation, molecular function: protein binding; RNA polymerase II cis-regulatory region sequence-specific DNA binding; DNA-binding transcription repressor activity, RNA polymerase II-specific. Gene Ontology annotation, biological process: cell fate commitment; regulation of transcription by RNA polymerase II. Lineage: Eukaryota; Metazoa; Chordata; Actinopteri; Perciformes; Gasterosteidae. Bases 250 to 2715 code for a protein of 821 amino acids. The transcript has 7 exons.